AUGCCUCAACUUGCGGAUCAGUCCGGAAAAACUUUCGAGUUUUACGGAUGGACCUUGGUCCCACAUGACACGUCUCUUCUUCUGCAAGACGUCAGUCAGUGGGAUCCCGCUGUUGACGACGUGACAGAUGUUCAAAUUCCACAAACCGAACUCGCCAAUAAGGUCCAUGAUUAUGCAAAGAAGCGGCUUUCAGAGGACGUUUACAAUCACUCUAUGCGGGUGUAUUUCUAUGAAACCUACUACCUCACAUGUCUCCUCCAUGAUAUUGGUGCUACCUCAGAAAAACUUCGCGCAACUCUCCUAUCCUUUGAGUUCUGUGGUGGCUACUUUGCACCGGAUAUAUUGAAAGAAUUUGGGGCAUUCAAGGAGCAGGCUGAGAGCGUAGCAGAGGCAGUUAUUCAACCCUGA
Molecule: messenger RNA, 408 nt
Organism: Bipolaris oryzae ATCC 44560
Lineage: Eukaryota; Fungi; Ascomycota; Dothideomycetes; Pleosporales; Pleosporaceae
Exons: 2
Coding region: 1-408 (135 amino acids)
Source: RefSeq, a predicted model, not a curated record